AUUGUCAGUGAUGCAUCAACAUGUCGCUGUCACCUUGCAUAUUUACACCUUGAUACUUAUCGAAAAUGGUGCACCAACAAUAACUUUGCAUCCAUGCUACCGAGUGAUGUGAAGGCUCGCAAGACAGUGGCCACAAUCGCCAAUGCACAGCAAACCUCCAUUGAUGGUCACGUCACAGAACUUCCUAAACAUACUGUUGUUGUACCUUACACAGCUGCACUCUUUCGCGAAGCUGCUGUUGAGUGGUUGAUCUCAACUAGCCAGCCAAUCCAGGCUGUUGACCAUCCCAGCUUCAAAAAAAUGAUUGAUGUCGCAUCUCGUGCUACGAACGGUGUCAUUAUACCUAAUCGCAAGGCCACAUAUUGUGAUAUCAUGGAUUUAUUCAAGAACCAGAUGAUGAAGCUCAAGGAAAGACUUAAUGUAUAUUUGUACUAG
Messenger RNA from Suillus plorans, 435 nucleotides. RefSeq lists its product as uncharacterized. The transcript has 3 exons. The annotation marks the transcript as partial. NCBI's taxonomy places the organism in Eukaryota, Fungi, Basidiomycota, Agaricomycetes, Boletales, Suillaceae. The record is from RefSeq and is a predicted model, not a curated record.